Molecule: messenger RNA, 357 nt
Organism: Funneliformis mosseae
Lineage: Eukaryota; Fungi; Glomeromycota; Glomeromycetes; Glomerales; Glomeraceae
Source: the annotation of a GenBank genome assembly
AUGGACGCAACGGACAGGGCAGUAAUCGUCCGGGCCAUACUCAACAACAAUUCUGAUAAUUACCUUUACGACUAUCUUACCCGGCGAGAAGAACAAUCUUCUAUUACGGAAGAUUGCCAGCUUGAGCACGAUGGUUAUUUGGCCACUCUUCAGAAAAUUGUGAACUAUGAAGCCAACGCAAAGAUCGCUGUCGUUACAGAUAAGUUUGAGGUCAGGCGGCUUAGCCAAGCAAGAGCAUCUUAUGGCUGUUCUUGUAAUGAACUUCUGGUUCAGCUAAGAUCCUCAGAUAUUGAACUUCAUUUCAUUCAGCAAGAACAUCUUAUGGCUGUUCUUGUGAUGAUCUUUUGGCUCGGAUGA